Molecule: messenger RNA, 2139 nt
Organism: Hydra vulgaris (swiftwater hydra)
Lineage: Eukaryota; Metazoa; Cnidaria; Hydrozoa; Anthoathecata; Hydridae
Source: RefSeq, a predicted model, not a curated record
AUGACUGGUAUAUGGAUUGCUGGGAAAAUCAAAAGCUCACAAUCUGGUUCCUUUUAUGGGGAUGAAACUGAUGGUAUGCAUUUUUCAGCUGUUGUACAAUAUGCAAUGGCUCAAAAUAGUAUUGUUAAGAGGCGAAGAGAAAAUGCUGCAAAAUUAUUGUGGAGAUCAGCCUCAAAGAAGUUACUAGACAAGCCUCAAUAUGCUGCUUCAACAAUAGACAGUUUUCGAGGAAGAAGUUAUGCACUUGCAGAUCUAAAUGAUGAUGAUAUAUCUGUUUUUAGUUCAGCAUCCCAUCUAGAAUAUCCGUCAAUUACUCCUAGUUCAGGAUUACCAACACCUUCAUUUAUUGACGAUCAUUUUUUUUUUUUCGAUGAACCAAUUAUUGAUGAAGAGCUUGAACUUGAUCAGGCAGAUGGAGGGCCAUCUGCAAUGCCUACUCCAAAAAUAACUUUCUUUAAUACUCUAACAAGUGCUUUAUUGAAGUUUUCUUGUCUGCUGGAAAAUGGACUUCCUCCAUAUGGUGUUUCUAGAAAGGCUUUAAAAAUUAUUGAAUCAUUUCUAAUUCCACUAGGAGUAUGUCUCGCCAAGUUAGUGAGCGACGUAAUCGUAUUGAAAGGCCUAUUGAAAGAAAAAAAAAAAAAACGCGAAUUUGGAAAAAGUGUUGUUGCUAAUAUUCUUAAUCUAAGUCUUUUGAGAAAUCGAAUAACAAGUUCUGUGCGAGAACAAAUUGAUGAGUUUUCAGAUCAUAGACCAUAUUUUACAUACUGGUUAUCAUUUGUUCAAGUAGUUGUACUUAUUGUUAUGAUAUCUGUGUAUCCAUUUGCUCCUAUUGGUGUCAGCGAAAGAUCAACACAAAAAAAUAUAUUAGUAAGUCGCAAUGGUGUUCUUGGUAUGGAAUUAAAAGGUAAAAAAGAAGUUGAAAGCUUCUGGAUUGGACCAACAUUGCAAACUCUAAUCAUUCUUGGAGCAAAAUAUGCACCUUGUAUGCGACAUGAUAUUCAAUUGUAUCGUGAAUUGUUAUAUGAGCGCGCAAUGGAAAACAAUACUGGGUGUUGCAUUCAAACACAUAACACUGGUUGUAUUCAAAGAAGUAAAAGGGAGUGCUCUUCAUCAUUCACUACAUAUAAACCUUCAACUGUUUGCGGUCAAGAUCCAAAAGCAUGUCUUACUCCUCCAUCCAAACCUCCAAAUGAGUGGGGUAAAUUGGCAAUAACAGAAUGGCCUGUUUGUCAGAAAUCAACAAAUAUUAGUCAAUUACCUCGUGAGGAUUACCCGCAUAUGCAUUGUGAAAUAACUGGGCGUCCGUGUUGUAUUGGAACACAAGCUGAAUGUAUUAUUACUAACAAAGAUUAUUGUGAUUUUAAAGAUGGUAUUUAUCAUGCUGAUAAAACGUUAUGCUCUCAGGUAGACUGUUUAGCAUCAACUUGUGGUCUCCUUCCAUUUGUUAAACAAGAUCAACCAGAUCAAAUUUAUCGCUUAUGGCUUUCCCUUUUUUUACAUGCUGGAAUCUUGCAUCUUGUCAUAGUUUUAAUUUUCAACUUUACUAUCCUACAAGAUAUUGAAUUGAUGGCUGGUUGGUUGCGCACUGCUUUGAUAUACUUGUUAAGUGGUAUUGGUGGUAGCUUGUGGAGUAGUAUCUUGCUCCCGUAUUCACCAGAGGUUGGUCCGUCUGGUUCUUGUUUUGGUAUUAUUGCAUGCUUGUUUGUAGAAUAUAUUCAAAGUUGGCAACUAUACAAGACUCCCUGGAUAGGUUUUUUCAAAUUAUGCGGAUUAGUUUUAGUUUUGUUUUUAAUUGGUUUGCUGCCGUAUAUUGAUAACUUUGCCCACAUAUUUGGUUUUGUUUACGGAUUUUUACUUUCAAUAAUUUUCCUUCCUUACAUCACAUUUGGUGAUUGGGAUCGUCGCCGUAAAAAAAUUCAAAUUGCUGUUGCUAUAGUAAUACUUUUUAUUAUCACAACUGUUGGUUUUAUUUUGUUUUACAAAGUUCAAGAGUUUCACUCUGCCGCUAUUACUUUCUUUAAUUGCAUUCCAAUAACAGAUAAUUUUUGUAAGAAUUACCAUCAAGGACAGUCGUUAGAAUCGAGAGGAGAUUUUUGAAAAACAUUGUAAAUAGCUAUUUCAAUAAAUGUUUGUUAAUUA